AUGUCGUGGGCAGGAUUCAAAAAAAAUGUCAACCGUGCAACGACCCAGGUGAUGAUGAAGACGGGCCAUGUCGAAAAGACAAACGAUCGUGACUACGAAGUCGAGGAGCGACGAUUUCGGACAAUGGAAGCUGCUUCGUUACGUCUUCAGAAGGAAGCAAGAGGAUAUUUGGAUUCGAUACGAGCGAUGACUGCCUCUCAAAUGCGCAUAGCCGAGACGAUAGAUGCCUUCUAUGGUGAUGCCGGAGCUAAGGACGGUGUUAGCAGAAGCUAUAAACAAGCCGUGGAAGAUUUAGAUACAGAGACCAUAAAAGCGCUGGACGGUCCUUACAGAACAACAGUACUAGAGCCUAUCACUAGGUUCUGUGCAUAUUUCCCCGACGUCAAUGAAUGCAUCAAGAAGCGUGGCCACAAGCUACUUGAUUACGAUGCGCUACGAGCGAAAGUCAAGAAGUUAGCAGAGAAACCCGAUAAGGAUGUAACAAAACUUCCACGCACAGAGAAGGAGAUGGAAAUUGCCAAGGCUGCUUACGAACAGCUCAACGAGCAGCUAUCCACAGAGCUACCUCAGCUUAUCGACCUUCGAGUACCCUACCUCGACCCCAGCUUCGAAGCCCUCGUCAAGAUCCAACUCCGAUUCUGCGCUGAGGCUUAUAGUAGAAUGGCUCAAGUCCAACAGUACUUGGAUGCGGACACUAGGGAGCAGUACGCCCAAGGUCAACUGGACUCGAGAGUGGAGCAAGUAUUGCAAGAGAUUCGGGAACUCAGUAUCAGUGGCACAGUAUAG
Daldinia childiae is the source of this 786-nucleotide messenger RNA. RefSeq names its product Protein hob3. Gene Ontology annotation, molecular function: protein binding; lipid binding. The transcript has 5 exons. Bases 1 to 786 code for a protein of 261 amino acids. Lineage: Eukaryota; Fungi; Ascomycota; Sordariomycetes; Xylariales; Hypoxylaceae. Gene Ontology annotation, cellular component: mating projection tip; actin cortical patch; Rvs161p-Rvs167p complex. The record is from RefSeq and is a predicted model, not a curated record. Gene Ontology annotation, biological process: plasma membrane tubulation; actin cortical patch localization; actin filament organization.